Molecule: messenger RNA, 1050 nt
Organism: Schistosoma guineensis
Lineage: Eukaryota; Metazoa; Platyhelminthes; Trematoda; Strigeidida; Schistosomatidae
Source: the annotation of a GenBank genome assembly
AUGGCCUAUCCAUUCAGCCAACAUGCUAACAUCCUAAGUUUAGCAAGUGCUGUUAUACGUGACAGUGUAAUUGGUGACAAGAAACGCACCUUGAGUAACUUGAAAUCUUACCAACAAGCAGCACUGCGGUCAUCCAAAAUUCUUGUCAAAGAGGUUGAGAACAAGCUUAAGGAAUAUGGGGUGCUGGAACCUCCAAUCAAUUGGGAUGUGAUUGGCAGGCCUUUAGAGGAUGCAUUAUCAUACAAGAAUGAUAAUAAAACAUUGAUUGAAGUUGCAUCAUUAAUUGAGACAUUCUUGUUCAUGGUGAAACCUCCUGAUGAAUGGUUGCCGUACAUCAGGGCUGACAUAUCCUCAACAGAAGAUAGUCAACCAAUUGAACAAUCAAAGGCGUCAUCUGCGAAUACUUAUUCUUUAUUAGGUAUUGAAUGGAAUAUUUGGAGAGAUAUAGAACUUGGUGGGGGUUGUGGUGUUAGUGAUAGGCAUAAAAAGCCAACAAAUCCUAACAAUCACCGUGGUGUACUCACAACACUUUCAGUUUCAUCUCCUAGAUCUUGGAGUCGUAAUUUUGGUGCAUUGUGGAGAUCUACUUGGUAUUGGCUUCGAUCAUCUGAAAACAAUGCUCAAAUAUAUCCUCAUAGUGAUUCUAAAACUUCAUUGAAUUUUUUCGCAGAUUCUCCAGUCACUAUAUCUGAAAAAAAGCUGGAACAAAGUCGUGUGAAAUUCGCUCGCCUUACUUAUACUCCAAUUUGUACAGGAUGUUCGAAAUGUUGGGAGAAGAAGUUAAUGAGUUAUAAAGAAUCUGGUGUCGAAGUAAAUAUAAAGAAAUCAUCAUCUCUAUCAGGAAGAAUAUUUGGAUUCUCACUAAGCAGUAAUAAUAACAAAUCAAAUAUUGAUGAAGUGAAAAGUAUAGAAAUUCAACAACAAAUCAAAGCUAAGAGUUCCAUAGACAAUCCUGCAUGUGGAGAACUAAAGGAAUUAAUCGUUGAAAAGGCUUCUGGAUUCACAAUCACUCCAGAAGGAGUAAGUCUGUGUAUGGCAGUAAAUUUAUGA